AGAAAGCUUUAGAUCUAGCAACUGUUAAAAAGGUCCGCUCUGUUGCUUCUCUUCCCAUUCAGAAACCACCCCCAAAGUAAAACCCUUUUUUCCUUUUCUUUCAUUACAAUCUUCAUUCUCGCCACUCGUUUUUCUUUAAACCAUUUUUAAUAAUUUUUUUUCCAUUUUGUUUAGAAUUUUAAAUUUAUCGUAAUUUUGUUUCUCCGUAAAUCAAACCCAUGGGUGACAGUCAAUAUUCCUUUUCUCUCACAACUUUCAGUCCUUCAGGAAAGCUAGUUCAGAUCGAGCACGCAUUGACUGCGGUCGGGUCGGGUCAAACAUCUCUUGGAAUCAAAGCUGCCAAUGGGGUGGUAAUUGCUACUGAGAAGAAAUUGCCUUCAAUCUUGGUUGAUGAAGCCUCUGUUCAGAAAAUACAGUGUCUGACACCAAAUAUUGGAGUUGUUUACAGUGGUAUGGGUCCUGAUUUUCGAGUUUUGGUUCGGAAAAGUAGGAAGCAGGCAGAACAAUAUCAUAGAUUGUAUAAGGAACCAAUUCCAGUAACACAACUUGUAAGGGAAACUGCAGCUGUUAUGCAGGAGUUCACUCAGUCUGGUGGUGUAAGGCCUUUUGGCGUAUCUCUACUGGUUGCUGGAUAUGAUGACAAUGGUCCACAACUGUAUCAGGUGGAUCCGUCCGGUUCCUAUUUCUCAUGGAAAGCCUCAGCAAUGGGGAAAAAUGUCUCAAAUGCAAAAACAUUUCUUGAGAAGAGAUACACCGAUGAUAUGGAGCUUGAUGAUGCUGUGCAUACUGCUAUUUUGACUCUCAAAGAGGGAUUUGAAGGACAAAUCUCAGGGAAAAACAUUGAAAUUGGGAUUAUUGGAGCCGACAAAAAAUUCAGGGUGCUAACCCCAGCCGAAAUCGAGGAUUAUUUGGCUGAAGUCGAGUAGUUUGUCUUCUUACCCGAGACUAUUUAGAAGUGUUUAUUUUAUGCGACAUUUGUUUUGAGACGUUCAAUUCAGUCAAAUGUUGUACGGAAUUGAAAAAACUUUGGGAAUGCAUGAUCUUGGAACUGAAAUCGAAUGAGAUCUGGGUUUGAUAUAGAAUUCUCAUGCUGUUACU
Messenger RNA from Durio zibethinus, 1098 nucleotides. Lineage: Eukaryota; Viridiplantae; Streptophyta; Magnoliopsida; Malvales; Malvaceae. The record is from RefSeq and is a predicted model, not a curated record.